CUUUUACCAGGUGUAUUUGCAGAUACAGCUGAUCCUGCUACACUGUAACGUCGGUUCCUCAGAUGUGAUCAGAUGGGAUAUCAUUGCCCCAGGAUGCUUUGCGCGGAGUGUAUGACGGAAGGUUUCCUGCGAGCAACACGUGGAAUAUAGAUAACGCUCCAAUGAACAGCUAGCCUAUAUGUUCCUUUCCUUUCAUUUCAAAUUAUUUUCAUGAAAACUGCAUGAAGUGAGGACAUAACUGACUGACCUAUCAUUGCAUUCCUUGUACAGUGAGGGACAGCGUGGGGAUGGAAUAUCUACCCGACCGUAACUCCAGGUAUAAAGACGUGGACUACUGGGAUGAGAGGUACAAGACAGAGAAGUCGUUUGAAUGGUUCGGAGACUUCUCCAAGUUCCAGCAUCUACUUCAGCGUCACGUCAUGAAGGACGAUGCCAUCCUUGUGCUUGGUUGUGGUAACAGCUCUAUGAGCAGUGACAUGUACGAUGCUGGCUACCACUCCAUCACCAACAUAGACUACUCCUCUGUGUGCAUCGACACCAUGAGUGCCAGGCAUGAUGCCACAUGCCCGGGCAUGACCUGGCACCAGAUGGACGCGCGCCAGCUCUCCUUCACGGACGCCUCAUACGACGUGGUCCUGGAGAAGGGCACCCUGGACGCCAUGCUGGUGGAAGAGAAGGACCCCUGGAAGGUGUCCACGGAGACUGCCUGUCUCAUUGACCAGGUACUCAGGGAGGAGCAGCAGAAGUUUGCAGUGACAGCCUCAACGGGAAUUCUUCAUCUCUGUUUCAGAAUCAGUCGUGUUUUAAAACCGGGAGGUCGUUUCCUGUCUGUAACCUUCGCCCAGCCUCACUUCAGGAAGCGCCUCUAUGCUCGCCAUGACUACUGCUGGUCUAUACGUACCCGUAGCUACGGAGACGGCUUCCAAUACUUCCUGUAUGUGCUGACCAAAGGGGAGGAGCUUAGUCCAGAGGAUGUCACUCUGGAGAGAAGGUUAUUGGAGGAGGCCCAAGAUCCGCCCAAUGAGGUCAGGACCCAGGAAGCAGACACUGAGUCCUUCCUGUAUUGUAUUGACCUAUAGGAGGCAGAAUCUCAAUGGACUCUACAACAGGCUACAAGUGACUUAUGUUUGCCAUUAUGCCAAAGACUGUUUUUAUCCACUGUGGCUUUUUAACCAGUUGUUAUACUGUGAUAAAUUUUUAGGAUUAUGUCAUGUAUGCGUUGUUUUAUUAAGUGAAAACAUCUUUGAUUAAAACUACUUAAAGGCCA
Molecule: messenger RNA, 1267 nt
Organism: Oncorhynchus nerka (sockeye salmon)
Lineage: Eukaryota; Metazoa; Chordata; Actinopteri; Salmoniformes; Salmonidae
Gene: ece2a
Product: endothelin converting enzyme 2a
Exons: 5
Coding region: 288-1079 (263 amino acids)
Molecular function (GO): S-adenosylmethionine-dependent methyltransferase activity
Source: RefSeq, a predicted model, not a curated record